GUGCUGGUGUACUGAACGCAGAGGAGCGGCGGAGACUAUAUAGAGAGUGGAAGCGUGAGGCGGCGAGUCAGUUGAGUAGUGUGAGGCCGCGAGCAUGGCCGGGUCCUCACAGCGCCAUUACAGCACGGUGGCGGUGGUGGUGGUGGUACUGUUGACGCCGUGGACUGCUACUGCCUUGCCUUCUGCGGAUGGAAUCCUGGAGCACCGACCGACACAAGCAGUGGUGGCGCCUCGGGAGACCUUCGGCAAUGGCUUUCCUCCGGGGUUCGCUGACAACCUCCCGACGAAGGAGUUCACAGGAGACUUCACAAGAAGAGUCAGAAGACAGGCCGGCAUCACCUCAGACAUCGAUAGCAUUCUGAGUGGCCCUUAUGGCGGCGCCCUCGACAACGACCACCUCCAGGCUCUCCUGCUGCGCAAUAUCAACAUCAGGCCAGCUAGGCAGUCCCCGGGGCAUCCCAGGGAAUCUCGUCCUCCCCCUCGUCCUUCUCUCUCUUCCUCCUCCUCCUCUUCCUCCACCAGAUUUUCCUCAUCUCCUCAAGGAUCUUUCCGUCCUCAGCAAGAGUCUCGCUCCCCUGGUCCUCCUUCCCCUGGUCGUCCUCUUCCUCGCCCCUCUCUUUCCUCUUCUGCCUCCAGGUUUUCUUCACCUCCUCCGGGAUCCUUCCGCCCUCAGCAGGAGCCUCGCUCUCCUGAUCCCCCAUCUGCUGAUCGUCCUUCCCCUCCAUCACUCUUCCAGGCCCCUCGAGACCCUCCUCCUCGGUUCUCUCCUCCUCGUUUCACUUCUUCCAAUCCUCCCCUCCAUUCCCAGCCUCAAGAGAGGCAGGAGCCCUUCUCCUCUGAUUCCUUCACGGGACAGCAGUUUGAUUCCUUCUCGGACAUUGACUCCUUCUUCGACUCAGCACGGCUGCCCCGACAACGGCGAGACGUGGCAGCAGCGGCAGCACCGAGGGACGACGCGGGGAGCACCCAACACAUCUUUGUGUCUCCUGAAGAAGACACCGUGCCAGAAAGCAGCAGUGGCUUCAUUGUGGGUAAACCUGCCGACUUCCCAGGGUUUGCAUCCAUUGGUGGGUUUGGGCCAAUGGAAGAUGUGGAUAAGACAGAUGUUGCCGGAAGUUUUAUGCAAACCAUCAACUUUCCAUCAGUAGAAUUUGGGCCCAUUGACGACAGCCAUCCUCCCUUCCCCCAGAAUCCCAGCUUUCCCCAGACUCCCUCCUUCCCUGAGCAAGUGAGUGAGCUGCAUGAUUUCCCUCUGGAUCUCCUGUCCAUCUCUCAAAAGGCAAUAGAAAGAUCUCCUCCGCCAGACAACAAUAACAGUGAAUACAACGACAUCUUUGACAAUUUGUACAGAGAAGACUUUGAACGCUUCAGCAACAAUGACGACUCUGACAAAUUGAGUGAUGACAGUUUUGAUAAUCUAAACAACAACAAGGACAAGGACAGCAUCGACGACAACUUUGAUCAGCAACUAACAGCGAAUCCCCAUACUAACAAACUCACUAGUACCGAAGGAUUCAGGCCUAUAAUACCUCAACAUCCUCCUCCUCCUACUCUUAAUCCUCUAACUUUUUCUCCCUCUCCACCUCUCCCUCAACAUCCUGCUCUUUCUCGUCCUCCUACUCUUACUCCACCAUCUCUUCCUCCUCCUCCCCCUCCUGCGCCUUCACAUGUACUCUUCCCUAACACUGUUCCAAACCCUAAGCUCUCUAGACCCAAUCCUCAACCCUAUCGCAUUCAACGCAUCAGAACAAAGCGCCCUAACAGUGGACUUGCCAGUGGUAUAGUCAGUCGUCUGAGGGACUUUGUGCAGCCCAGCGCAUCCCGGCCACUCAGAACAUUGAGACAGAAGACUCAAGAUGUCGAACUCAACUCAGAUAUGGAGACCAGGAGACGGCGAGGGGUGCCAGAUGAAGAUGAAGAGGAUCCAAUAGAAUCUCAAUUUGCUUCACUAAUACCACACAAGCGAGUGCAUCGGGUUCAGACAGAGAGCCACGCUCCUCACAGCCGAAAGCCACGCGAGGAUACUGACAUGGACACCUCUCCUGCAGAACUCCCUCAUUACUUCAGCUCAGUGUCAAACUUUGAAUUCCCUCGCUUGCAACCCAGGCACAGACAGUCGCCAACCGUCAGUAGGUCAGCACAUGUUACAAGCCAGUUCUCAAGUCAUCAUUCCCCUGUUGAGCUGAGAAGGGAGGACAGACAUCACCCACCUCACACUCAAGAGCCAGACUACUUACAGCCUGACGGACAAAGAUUCUAUCCCUCAUUUAAUGGCCAUAUUUCACCCUCCUCCCGAGCUCCUUUCUUUCCCUCAAGGCCCAUCCCACCCCAUGCCCCAGGGCCAAGAGGUAGUAGGUUCCUCACAAGGGGUGUAGGGUUCAGGGAACGGCCCAACACUACCCCAAGGGAUCCAGUGGGCUUCAGGGAGCUACACCACCAGGGACCACCAGUGAGAGAGACUUCCUCCCACAUCAAGCCUGACGCAGCGUUCUCCGCCAGCCGCCGCCCCUUCCACCGGGAGCAGGAACACUUUGGACAUGACAACUCCAUCCUGGGAUCAGGGAACUUUGAGGUGCUCCGUGGAGGAACCUUCUAUGACCUGGAGGACACCAAUGGCCACCAGCACUAUGACCACCUCCUGCAUGGAGAUGACUUUGGCUUCUUUCCAGCUGUACAACCCCCGUCCCCUCCUCACACUAAUUAUGUGGAUGACUUCUUCUCAAACUUCAGGGACUUCUCAGAAUUUGCAAAGAGAUCUGAUGAGGGAGAGUCAACCUAUGUGGAGGAUGAAUACAACCCUGAAUCCUACAGCCGAGGGUAUGGCUCAGAGCACAUACACCACUUUGCUCCAUCCAAUAUAACACUUGAGGUGGGGAAUGUAACCCUUGCCAACAUCACAGAACCAAAUACUAAGUCUGAGAAUGCAAACUCCUCGCCAGUGACUAAGAAAAAUACCACAACAGUAACAGGACACACCAAGCAGACACACAGACGACCUAACAACAUCCAGGAAGUGCUGGAGGAGGUAGACUCUCACCCCAGCGACUACACUGCCAGCACCACCACUGUUGAGGAGAAGGACCCCAUGAUAGCCAUGUUCUGAGACCUCCAUGUUCACCCUGCCUCCCAUUCAACUGACGAUAAUGAAUUACAUGUGUAAAAGAAGACAAACUGUAAAUACACUGUCUGUUUGCUAGUCUGUGUCCAUAGUUCUUAGAAGUAAAUGUGUGUGGGUGACUCGUUUCGUCAAAAUCUUAGGUCUGUCACAAAAAUGCAAUGUGGUUAUUUCAGUACAUUAUUUAGCACAGCAUUAGGUAAAUAAAUUAUGUCUCUAUGUUGGUGCAAAAUAAUGUGUGGUUGCCUAACAAAGUGGAGUGUUAAGUGUGGGUUAAAUCACUGCUGCACCACAAUGUUACCUGCACCAUAAUGCUGUGUCAUGUGCUGCACCAAAACACUAUGUUGUUAUUCUGUGUGUGAGAAUUCUGUGUUCCAUUAUCUCUUUCUCUCUCUCUCUCUCUCUCUCUCUCUGUGCUGGAGCUGGCCUCUCAGUGCACUAUUUACCACUAUCUUUAGGUCAUAGGUCAUAUUUUUAUACAAAAUACACACCCUAGAGUAGUAUGAGAAUACUGCAAACUAGAUAGUUAUUAUAGGGAAGCUUUGUUAAUGCCAUUCAUUAUUACUAUUAUCACAUAUCAUUGUUAUCUUCCUUAUCAUCAUUAUUGUUGCUUUUACUAUUAUUAUUAUUAUUAUUAUUAUUAUCAUUAUUAUUAUUAUUAUUAUCAUAGGAAGAAAGAAAUAUAUUUUCUACCAUCUGUGAAGCUAACUGUGUGCUGAAAACACUUUCACAAUUAGAAAUUUGACAUGAUUUCACUACAAAGAACACAUUUGAAAACAUUAUUAUUUUUCCACGAUGGUUGUCUGAAAAAUGAUUGAUGUAUUCUAAUGUUCUAAAAAAAACUUAUCCUCUCCAACAGAAUAACACAACUGAAAAUGUAACACUAAUGAAAGCUGCCUAUAAGAAAGUACCAAAGGAAUACAAGCAAUUGAAUGCCAAAAUUACUAACAUUCAUCAUAAUUCUUUGCACUGUUCACACCUGUGCACACUAGUUAAUUACCUCACCAAGGGUUGUGUUUACCUGAGUGACGCAAGUACUGCUAGUUCUCGGAUUGUUCUCAUGUGUAUAUACGCAUUACGCCAAUAAAGACUCAUAUGCACACAA
Portunus trituberculatus (swimming crab) is the source of this 4220-nucleotide messenger RNA. RefSeq names its product serine/arginine repetitive matrix protein 1-like. The record is from RefSeq and is a predicted model, not a curated record. Lineage: Eukaryota; Metazoa; Arthropoda; Malacostraca; Decapoda; Portunidae. The coding region runs from base 95 to 3103 and encodes 1002 amino acids. The transcript has 7 exons.